ACCCAUCCUGAUCCUCAACAUUGCUCAUCAUGCCUGUAUUGACGUCCAUCAGGGCAAAGGCUAUCCGGACGUAGCCACUCGUCAGCUUGUCAAGACCUUGUCGGAUAACCUCCCCUCCUAGUGGGCAUUCCUUUCGCUCUGCGCAUUCUUAUGACUGCUCACCCCCUGCAGUAUCCCCAUACUCGCUCUUGUCGACGGCGAUGCCUUCGGGCUGGAUAUCCUCUCCGUAUAUCGGUUCGGAAGCACUCAGAUGCGGCACGAACGGGAGAGCCUCGCCGCCGGGCGGGUGCGCUGGCUAGGGCUCUGGACGAGCGAACUGGCGGGGCUGGGCAUCUCCAGGGACGCGCUUAUACCAAUCACGAAGCAUGACGCGAAGAAGGCACUAAGUAUGCUGCGGCGUAGUGCCCUGCCGAAGAAGUGGCGGAAGGAGUUGCAGUAUAUGCUGCAUAAUCGGCGAAAGGCAGAGAUUGAAAUUCUGUCGAGCGUACAGAGGAAGCCGACUGCUUCUGGCUCUCGGCGCGAUCUCGGGCGACAGUCUGGCGACAUGCUCGACUCAGUUGACUACGAGGAUCUGGCGACGGCCUCUGGACAUAUCCAACCACCUCAACCGCCAUGCCUCGUCACCUACCUAACGGACAAGAUAAAUGCCAUCGUUGUCAGCUACGCCGCCAAGUACUCCUGACGAGUCGACGCCUCUGCUUCUGCCUACGUCCGCCGCACACGUGUGAUGUUCUACUCGUCAACGGUCUCAACCGCACGGGUCAAGGUCGCACUAUGAUAUUUUUGGACGCCCCGGACGGGCGACUACGCUACAAGGUCUAAUGCAGUAAAUAGUCCAUGGAUGC
Molecule: messenger RNA, 845 nt
Organism: Rhodofomes roseus
Lineage: Eukaryota; Fungi; Basidiomycota; Agaricomycetes; Polyporales; Fomitopsidaceae
Exons: 4
Coding region: 251-682 (143 amino acids)
Biological process (GO): meiotic DNA double-strand break formation; meiotic DNA double-strand break processing; reciprocal meiotic recombination
Cellular component (GO): nuclear chromosome
Molecular function (GO): DNA binding; DNA topoisomerase type II (double strand cut, ATP-hydrolyzing) activity
Source: RefSeq, a predicted model, not a curated record